Ornithodoros turicata is the source of this 523-nucleotide messenger RNA. RefSeq names its product thioredoxin-like protein 4B. Gene Ontology annotation, cellular component: spliceosomal complex; U4/U6 x U5 tri-snRNP complex; U5 snRNP. The record is from RefSeq and is a predicted model, not a curated record. The transcript is spliced from 3 exons. The coding region runs from base 74 to 523 and encodes 149 amino acids. Gene Ontology annotation, biological process: mRNA splicing, via spliceosome. NCBI's taxonomy places the organism in Eukaryota, Metazoa, Arthropoda, Arachnida, Ixodida, Argasidae.
ACCAGGCGGUGUACGAGCGCUUUUUGCGGAAGCCGCAGCGGCCGAUGACGCAAAAUUUCUAGUAAUUUCUAAUAUGAAUUCGGACAUAAAAUCCCUAGUCCGUAAGAAGGAUGUUGAUCAAGCUAUAAAAGGUACGGUUGACAAAGUAUUAGUCUUGAGAUUCGGAAAGGAAGGAAGUACGGAAUGCUUGCGUCUUGAUGAAAUCCUUCGAAAAACUGCACCUUUGUUGAGUCGUAUGGCUGAAGUGUACACCGUAGAUACAGCCUCCGUGCCAGUCUACACUAGGUACUUCGAUAUAACGAUAACUCCUUCCACGGUGUUUUUCUUCAACGGACAGCACAUGAAAGUUGACUACGGGACUGCCGAUCACACAAAAUUCAUUGGUUGUUUCAAAACGAAACAAGACUUUAUCGACCUCAUCGAAGUGAUCUAUCGUGGUGCAAUGCGUGGAAAGCUAAUGGUGACUUCGCCCAUCGACCAAGCUAAUCUCCCUAAAUACGAUUUGCUCUUCAUGGAUAUUUAG